CGAAUACAAUGGCAGGCUGUACAGGGCUGUACUGGCCUUAAAGACCCUUCAGUGGCACAAGUGGGCCGUCCCUCCAUCCGCUUUGUUAUUUACCAACCUCACGUUCCUCUCCCCCAGCACGCAUUUGUCAAAUUCAUAUCCUAUUCUUCAUUCUACACAAGAUGCUUACAAUCUUUCAGGGGAGUUCCCUGGCCAUCCUCUUGGCAGUCGCCAUCAAUCACCUAGGUGAAGUUUCUGCCGAAGUGCCAACACCAUCCCCAACAAAACCCGGUCCGACAAGCCCGGCUUCUCCCAACCAGGUUUCGGGGACUUAUUUUGGCUGGUCUUCUUGGAGCUUACAAGCUUACAAAGGAAAGGGCUAUGGAUCCGACUGGCUGACAGAAAACAACAUCAAAGCCCAGGCCGAUGUCUUAUCCAAAGAGUUUUCUCAGUUAGGGUAUACUCGCAUCAACUUGGACUCCGGCUGGCAAGAUGCCGAAUUGGACAAAUAUGGCCGAACCAUACUGAACCGCAAAACUUUCCCAAGCGGAAUCGACAAUCUAUCGAGCUACCUAGCCCAGAAGAAGCUCAAAUUGGGCCUUUUUUACCUUCCCGGGAUCGAUUCCAGAGCGGUUAACAGUAAAUCCGUAGUGAUGGACACGAAAUACACCGCGGAUCAAAUCAUACAAUGUCCCGACAAAGACGCAUUAGGAUGCAAUCGAAACACCGUGAAUGCAUUCAACGCUGGUAUGGCAUUAAACUACAGCCAUCCAGGUGCUCAGAUGUAUAUCAACAGCGUGGUCGAUGGCCUCUACAGCUGGGGCGUCAGCUAUGUGAAACUGGCCGGGAUCGUACCCGGCUCUAUGGUCGACCCGCCCGAAUACUGGAAAUACAACACCACAGCCGAUCUGAUGGCCUGGAGAAAGGCGAUCAAUGAGUUGUAUGAACAGAAGUGGCAGAAGCAAGGUCGGGAACGAAUUUGGUUGGGCGCGAGUUGGAAAAUCCCAACGAGUGCCGGUGCGACCAUGGACAAAUACGUGGACAGCUUCAGAGUUGAACAAGAUAUCGAGGCCUACAGCGAGACACAGAUGACUACAUUCGAUCGGGUGAUCAGGAAUGCUAAGACCGCCGCACUCUGGUCCUCUGUUGAUCCGAAUCGUAAGUGGAAAGGAGUCAGGGACCUCGAUUCGAUCUUGAUAAGUGACAUGACGUUGGCGGAGUGCAAGACAAUGGUCACCAUCUGGGCGAUGUUUGGCUCGGUACUUUACUUGGGAGAUGAUCUAACCAAAUUGCCAGAAGUUAGAAAGGCCUUAGUCAAGAACCCCGAGGUGCUCAAGCUAGCGAUUUUAGCAUCCACGAACGAAGCCAGAUUGGAUGGCUUCAAUCCCAGUCCCUCCAGCGCCGGAUCAAGCAGCUUGAAAUCCUCGACCAUGAGCUUGAAAUCUUUUGAAGGACUCGAAUCCAAAGCUAUUGAAGAAGUCCAGUCGGUUUCCAGCCGGGAUUGUGACGAGAUGGCCGAGAAACGUCGAUUGGUGGUCGAGAAAGGCUUGUUCCAGAAGGUCGAUGACUCCGACCAACUCCAUGAGACUUGCAUGAAAAAAAGCAAGAGUGCCAAAUCGAGGCUUCAAGCUCGGGCGUUCCCCUCUGGCGCCGAGGAUGCCCAAGCCGACCAAUGGAGUCUCCAAUAUUGGGUCUUGGAACAAGGUCAAGGCGAUAUCUACGUGGCCGUAGUUAACGCCGGUCAACAAACCCCUGAUGACAAACCGGUGAAGGUAGAGAUCAGUUUGAGCAAGCUUCAAACCCUUCAAAAGAGUCCCAGAAACAAGCAAAUGACUGGAAUGAAGUACACCGUCCGAGACUUGUGGAAUAGCAAAGACCUGAGCAGUGUUGCAUUCGAAGGCAAGAUCGAGUCUACUCUAGAGCUUCAUGGCACGGUUCUGUUAAAAUUCAGUCCAGUCAGCCAUCCCAAUUAGAACCAAUAUAAAGUCUUGAGUCGUAGCAAGACAUAUCAUGCUCUAAAACAAUUUUACACCGGACUCUUUGGUUCUUUAUACCUACUUUCAAUCUUUAAAAUAUAUAGCAGCAUCGAAUUCUCAACGCUCUUGUCUCUCUAUUUCUCUCAGUCAUUAUGU
This is a messenger RNA of Puccinia graminis f. sp. tritici CRL 75-36-700-3, 2111 nucleotides long. RefSeq lists its product as uncharacterized. Lineage: Eukaryota; Fungi; Basidiomycota; Pucciniomycetes; Pucciniales; Pucciniaceae. The transcript is spliced from 7 exons. The record is from RefSeq and is a predicted model, not a curated record. Gene Ontology annotation, molecular function: hydrolase activity, hydrolyzing O-glycosyl compounds. The coding region runs from base 162 to 1952 and encodes 596 amino acids. Gene Ontology annotation, biological process: carbohydrate metabolic process.